Molecule: messenger RNA, 709 nt
Organism: Humulus lupulus (European hop)
Lineage: Eukaryota; Viridiplantae; Streptophyta; Magnoliopsida; Rosales; Cannabaceae
Product: mitotic-spindle organizing protein 1B-like
Exons: 2
Coding region: 246-413 (55 amino acids)
Biological process (GO): gamma-tubulin complex localization; microtubule nucleation by interphase microtubule organizing center; mitotic spindle assembly
Cellular component (GO): gamma-tubulin ring complex; spindle; interphase microtubule organizing center
Source: RefSeq, a predicted model, not a curated record
UGAAAAAAAUGUUGAGAAAAGUAUUUUAGGUAUUGUAAAAAGAUUUAACAUUUUUUUUUUAGAUAACGAGAAGAACUAGCAUUUCUUUUUAAAUUUAGGACUCCUAUAAGCAUAAAAACUCAAAUUUCCCUUUAGCAGUAUAAAAAAGUAACGUAAUCUCCAAUCUCUAAAAUCGAAGUCAUUUCUUCAAGACUCUCGUCAUCGUUCUCAAACUGGUUUUGAUUUUGAACAAAGCUUUCUUGGACAUGGGUGCCGAGGCUGCAAAAAUUGCUAGGGAAUCUCUGGACCUGGCGUUUCACAUGUCCAAUAUACUUGACACAGGGCUUGAUCGUCAUACCCUCUCUGUGCUCAUUGCUCUCUGUGAUUUGGGUCUCAACCCUGAGGCUUUGGCUGCUGUCGUCAAGGAACUCUGAAGAGAAACCAUGUCAUCAUCGGUGACACCAGUUGCGGUUCCUUCGUCAUCUUAGACUUGAACGGGUUUUUCAUUUCCAUUAUAACAACACCAUUUCCCCCUUUUGCGUGUGUGUUGUGUUGAAUUGUGAAACCCUUUUGCUUAUGUUAAUGGUGAAAUCAGGGGGUGCACUAGAGUUGGAACAUGAAUUAUCAGUAAUGAAUUUGAAUAUUUUUUGUGGGUAAUUAUUACUAUUUAACAUGGUAUGACAUCGUCAGGAUGUCAUACAUUAAUUAAAAAACAUAAAUGUUUUCCUUU